CGACACUUACCGCGCUGCUUGAAAAGCUACAAUUUUCAUUUCCUCACUUCCGGCCGGUGCACAGGAAGAGCGGUUUUUGUAUGAGAAGAGUGGUUCAGCAAUGCCGAAGUUCUACUGUGACUACUGUGACACCUACCUAACACAUGACUCGCCGUCUGUGAGAAAGACCCACUGUAGCGGCCGCAAACACAAGGAGAAUGUGAAGGACUACUAUCAGAAAUGGAUGGAGGAACAGGCACAGAGCCUCAUCGAUAAGACCACGGCUGCCUUCCAGCAGGGGAAGAUUCCAUCAACGCCUUUCUCUGGAGCUCCACCCCCAGGUGGCGCCAUGCUCCCGCCUCCAAACAUCAGUGGCCCACCACGUCCUGGAAUGCUGCCAGCGCCCCCUAUGGGCGGUCCUCCAAUGAUGCCCAUGAUGGGGCCUCCUCCUCAUGGCAUGAUGCCAGGUGGUCCAGGCCCUGGUAUGCGACCUCCAAUGGGCGGGCCUAUGCAAAUGAUGCCCGGACCCCCCAUGAUGCGGCCCCCUGCUCGUCCCAUGAUGCUGUCCGUCAGGCCUGGCAUGGCUAGACCUGACAGAUAAGUCCACCGCCACCACCACCUCAUCAUUAUCUACGAAAAUACCCUUUAUUUUUAUUUUUUGUUUCACUUCCGAAGUCCCAAACUAAGUAAGAUUCCCUUUAAUGACAUUUAUAGGGUUUUCUCCUUUUGGCGGUCAUGCUUUUCAUUUUUGAUUGGCCAAAGACCCUUGAGGGAAGCAGUCAGAUUUGAGGAUGACAGUGACAAACUUGUCGUGACAAAACUUUUUGUUUUUUUUUUCUCCUUUUGAUGUUGAUUUUGGGAUUUCCUCCAUCUCCUUGUGGCAAACAGCAGUGCAUCUUGCUUAGAUGUACAAUCCAGUUUUU
Molecule: messenger RNA, 902 nt
Organism: Anguilla rostrata (American eel)
Lineage: Eukaryota; Metazoa; Chordata; Actinopteri; Anguilliformes; Anguillidae
Gene: snrpc
Product: small nuclear ribonucleoprotein polypeptide C
Exons: 6
Coding region: 101-580 (159 amino acids)
Biological process (GO): spliceosomal snRNP assembly; mRNA 5'-splice site recognition; mRNA splicing, via spliceosome
Cellular component (GO): U1 snRNP; nucleus
Molecular function (GO): pre-mRNA 5'-splice site binding; zinc ion binding
Source: RefSeq, a predicted model, not a curated record